Kuraishia capsulata CBS 1993 is the source of this 1035-nucleotide messenger RNA. RefSeq lists its product as uncharacterized. The coding region runs from base 1 to 1035 and encodes 344 amino acids. NCBI's taxonomy places the organism in Eukaryota, Fungi, Ascomycota, Pichiomycetes, Pichiales, Pichiaceae. The record is from RefSeq and is a predicted model, not a curated record. The transcript has a single exon.
AUGAGCAAUAUUCCAGAUGAAUUAUAUGCCAAUCUCGGCAAUUCCGGGUUGAAGGUCUCGAAGGUGAUCGUAGGAUGCAUGUCCUACGGAUCAAAGGACUGGUUUGAUUGGGUUCUUGAUGAUGAAGAUAAAGUGAUGGAGAUCUUGAAGAAAGCCUACGAUAGUGGUAUCAGAACAUUUGACACUGCUGAUAUCUACUCCAAUGGUCUCUCUGAGGUUUUUAUUGGAAAGUUUCUUAAGAAAUACAGUAUACCAAGAGACACGGUGGUGAUCCUUACCAAGUGUUUCGGGUACGUUGAUAAGGACUUCGAAUACGAGUGGUUCAAGUUCCCUCAAAGUGUGGCCGUCAAUCGUAUGGGUCUCUCCAGGAAGCACAUUAUUGACGCUGUCCAAGCCAGUAUGGAGAGAUUGGGAACUUACAUCGAUCUUCUGCAGAUCCACAGAUUUGAUCCGAAUACCCCACAAGAGGAAACGAUGCGGGCCUUAAAUUACGUUGUUGAGCAAGGCUGGACAAGAUACAUUGGAGCAUCUUCGAUGAAGUGCUAUGAGUUCGCAACAUACCAGUUCAUCGCAGAGAAGAAUGGUUGGCCCAAGUUCAUUAGCAUGCAAAACUAUUACAAUCUAGUUUACAGAGAAGAAGAAAGGGAGAUGAUCCCAUACUGCAAGAAAACAGGUGUCGGCAUCAUACCAUGGAGCCCUAUUGCUAGGGGUAUUUUAGCCAGACCUCUCGGACUGGAAUCGACAUCUGUAAGGGCCAAUUCAGAUUAUGUGACCCAAAUAAAGGGUUCAUUGACUGCCAAGGACAAGGAGUUGAUCGGAAAGGUUGAGGCCUUAGCAAAGAAGCGAAACGUUGCUAUGGCAACGGUCUCAACAGCCUGGGUGUUAGAAAAGGGCGCCUUCCCAAUUAUCGGUUUGAAUAAGCCCGAGAGGAUUGACGAUGCGUUGGCUGCAAUAUCUUUGAAGCUGACACCUGAAGAAAUUGAGGACUUGGACAGUUCGUAUGAGGCUAAAGCCAUGCAGAAUCUUAACGAAUAG